AUGGCUGGUGUUUUGCUUGUCCCGAAGACCUUUCAGGAAUACUUUUCAGAGAAAUGGGUGACAGACCAGGACAGCCUGUGUGUAGGAUACCUGGUUGUGUUCUUGGUACUCUCUAGCCAAGGAUCAAAGUAUUUUAGAACAUGUUCAACAGGAGAACACUUCACUAUAGAGUUUGAGAAUCUGGUGGAAAGUGAUGAGGGAGAAAGCCCAGGAAGCAGCCACAGACCUCUGACUGAGGAAGAAAUUGCUGACUUGAAAGACAGACAUUAUGACUCCAUUGCUGAAAAGCAGAGAGUUGUUGAUAUGAAACUUCAGUCAGAGUUAGCCUUACAAGAGGAGAAGUUAAGAAUAGAAGAGGAGGCUUUAUAUGCUGCACAACGUGAAGCAGCCAGGGCAGCAAAGCAGAAAAAGCUCUUGGAGCAACAUAGACAGCAAAGGAUAACACAGAGAGCGCACGCUGUUAAUAAUGGAGAAUAUCAGAGCUCUGUGGCAGAGGAAGAUCUUGAUGCUUUCUUAAGGAAUACAAAAUUCCAGUAUGAAGCUUUUCGAAGUAGUAGACUUUCAUCUGAUGCUACAGUGCUGACACCCAACACAGAGAGUAGUUGUGACUUAAUGACCAAAACAAAAUCGACGAGUGGAAACGAUGACAGCACUUCAUUAGAUUUAGAGUGGGAAGAUGAAGAAGGCAUGAAUAGAAUGAUUCCAAUGAGAGAGCGCUCUAAAACGGAAGAAGAUAUACUCCGGGCAGCACUGAAAUUUAAUAGCAAGAAGACAGGAAGUAAUCCAGCUUCAGCCUCUGACGAUUCUAAUGGAUUGGAAUGGGAGAAUGACUUUGUUAGCGCUGAAAUGGAUGAUAAUGGCAAUUCAGAAUAUGCUGGAUUUGUAAAUCCUGUAUUAGAUUUGUCUGCAUCAGAUGUAAGGAUAUCUGAUUCUGAUCAUCAAGACAGAUAGUGAAACUGCGUGGCCCUUGUUCAUGACCAAAUGUUGAAAAGUGAAAUAGAAUGUACAAACCCAACUUGCUCUUUUUAUAACAUGGUUCCCUUUUUCUUAUAAAUUGAUCAGCAAGGAAUGGGAAUGACUUGCUAUCUGAAUUAAUUCAGAAUUAAGUGCAAUUUUAUCAU
This is a messenger RNA of Opisthocomus hoazin, 1121 nucleotides long. The record is from RefSeq and is a predicted model, not a curated record. NCBI's taxonomy places the organism in Eukaryota, Metazoa, Chordata, Aves, Opisthocomiformes, Opisthocomidae.